This is a messenger RNA of Lathyrus oleraceus (garden pea), 3841 nucleotides long. Its product is annotated as protein transport protein Sec24-like At3g07100. The transcript is spliced from 14 exons. Gene Ontology annotation, biological process: COPII-coated vesicle cargo loading; intracellular protein transport; endoplasmic reticulum to Golgi vesicle-mediated transport. The record is from RefSeq and is a predicted model, not a curated record. Gene Ontology annotation, cellular component: COPII vesicle coat; endoplasmic reticulum exit site. NCBI's taxonomy places the organism in Eukaryota, Viridiplantae, Streptophyta, Magnoliopsida, Fabales, Fabaceae. Gene Ontology annotation, molecular function: zinc ion binding; SNARE binding. The coding region runs from base 317 to 3394 and encodes 1025 amino acids.
AAGGCCCGGUAACAAAGCCCACACGAACGGUUACAGAUCCACAUCCAAAACGAAAAUGUCUCGUUACAAAAACAAAAAACUUCGCUGAUCAACUGAAAAACUGAAAAACUGAAAAAGAAACUGGUAGAGAGUGUUGCUCUCUCUAAUGCCGAAUCGGAUCUCCGUCUCCGUCAAUAGCUUGUGUCUUCAUCUUCACGUCCGGCAGCAAGUGAUAGAAGGAUCCGAAUCUGGUUUUCCAUUGCAUCUGGCUUGGUGAUGGAACAAGGUUUUCAUCAAAUAAAAGCAGAGUGAUUUGGAUCUUUCUACAUUGUAAUCUAUGGGGACUAAAAACAUAGAUCGUACAGGCUUCCCUGCAAGACCUAUUUCCCUACCUUUUGUUUCUUCCCAAGCUAUGCCAUCUUUUUCAUCGAUAGGAUUCGCUGCUGCAUCAGAGCCUCCUUCUUUCCGACCUACUCCUCCUGAAACCACCGUGCCAUUUUCAUUGUCAGGACCUGCAGUUCAACCUGGGGCACCUUGUUUUAGACCUGCACCACCAAGGUUAAAUUACCCAUCCGAGCCUCUUCCUCCCCCUCCCCCAUCAUCUAAUGUCCCCACAAUGCCGGCUGUUGGACCUUUCCAGCAUUUUCCACCACCGGCCUUUUCCUCGAUGGCUCAGCCUCCUCUUACAUGGGCUGCACCCAUGGAACAACAAUCAAUUCAACCUCCUGCAAAUCAAACACUUCCUUUUAUCUCAUCUCUUCCACCUCCUGCAAAUCAAGCACCUCCUUUACUCUCAUCUCUUCCACCUCAGCCGCAAAUGCCUAAUGUUCCAAUGGAAUGUCCACCUAUUGGUUCAAAUGUUCCCCCUCUUUCUCAAUAUCAGCCAUCUUUUCCUGGAUACGCCCGUAUGCAGCCUGGUGCUGAAAUGCAUGCUCCACCUAUGCAUUCCUCUAUUCCGGCUAGUCAAGGAAAUUAUGGAACUGCAGCAUCUUCUCCUUUUUCACCUCAUCAAGGCGGCUACACUCCAUCACUUCCAAUGCCUAAUCCACUAGGUAUCCAGCCUACACAGCAGCCAGGAUCAAUACCCCUUACUGGUCCCAUUCAAGGCUUAACAGAAGACUUCAGGUCAAUCACAAUGCAAACUCGCCCUGGAACAAUGGAUCCAUUAUUUGAUGCUAAAGAACUUCCUAGGCCGUUGGAUGGUGAUGUGGAGCCGACAAAUUUGACUGAGAUGUAUCCUAUGAACUGCAAUCCCAGAUAUCUACGAUUCACGACCAGUGGAAUUCCUAACUCCCAGUCCUUAGCUUCAAGGUGGUAUCUGCCUCUUGGAGCAGUAAUAUGUCCGCUUGCUGAAUCUCCUGAUGGGGAAGAGGUGCCUAUAAUUAGUUUUGCUCCAGCUAGUGUUGUGCGCUGUAGAAGAUGCCGCACAUAUGUGAAUCCUUAUAUGACAUUUACAGACGUUGGAAGAAAGUUCAGGUGCAAUGCAUGCACCACACUUAAUGAUGUUCCUAGUGAAUACUAUGCACAAUUAGAUGCCACUGGCCAAAGAGUUGAUUUGAAUCAACGACCCGAGCUUACAAAGGGUACUGUAGAAUUUGUUGCUCCUACUGAGUAUAUGGUGCGGCCUCCUAUGCCCCCAUUAUAUUUCUUCCUCAUCGAUGUUUCCAUGUCUGCAGCUAGAAGUGGCAUGAUUGCGGCUGUAGCCCAAACAAUCAAGUCUUGCUUAGAUGAGCUGCCUGGCUUAUCACGAACACAAAUAGGGUUUGCAACUUUCGACAGCACUAUUCAUUUUUACAAUAUGAAGUCAUCCUUGACUCAACCACAGAUGUUAGUUGUCUCUGAUCUGGAUGACAUAUUUAUUCCACUGCCAGAUGAUCUUCUUGUUAACUUAUCUGAAUCAAGAAGUGUGGUGGAGAGCUUCCUAGAUAGCUUGCCAACUAUGUUCCAGGACAAUGCUAAUCUGGAAUCAGCUUUUGGUCCGGCUAUUAAGGCUGCUUUAAUGGUUAUGAGUAAACUUGGAGGGAAAUUGUUAAUUUUUCAAAACACACUACCAUCUCUUGGUAUUGGCCGCUUAAAAUUACGCGGAGAUGAUUCUCGUAUUUAUGGGACAGAUAAGGAACCUGGUUUGAGACUUCCCGAAGAACCGUUUUACAAGCAAGUGGCUGCUGAGUUGUCUAAGUGUCAAAUUUCAGCAAAUAUAUAUGCAUUCAGUGAUAAGUACACUGACAUCGCCUCCUUAGGAACUCUGGCAAAGUACACUGCUGGUCAAGUGUAUUACUAUCCAGAUUUCCAAUCAUCUAUUCACGGGGAGAAAUUGAGACAUGAAUUAAGAAGAGACCUCACUAGAGAGACUGCAUGGGAAGCUGUAAUGCGUGUUAGAUGUGGAAAAGGUGUUCGUUUCACAACUUUUCAUGGAAACUUCAUGCUAAAGUCCACGGAUUUGUUGGCACUUCCAGCUGUAGAUUGUGAUAAAGCCUUUGCCAUGCAGUUAACACUUGAAGAGACAUUAUUGACAACUCAGGCAGUUUAUUUUCAAGUUGCAUUGCUUUACACUGCUUCUUGUGGAGAAAGGCGUAUAAGAGUACACACGAUGGCACUGCCAGUAGUUACAGACUUGGCUGAUAUCUAUCGCUUAGCUGAUACUGGUGCAAUUGUAUCUCUGUUUAGUAGGUUAGCAAUUGAGAAAACAUUGUCCUAUAAACUGGAAGAUGCACGGAGUGCGUUGCAACUGAGAAUUGUGAAAGCCCUGAAGGAGUAUCGAAAUAUUUAUGCUGUGCAUCAUCGCUCGGCCAACAGAAUGAUAUAUCCUGAGUCUUUAAACUUCCUAAUGUUGUAUGGAUUAGCUCUUUGUAGAUCAACUGCUCUACGUGGAGGGUAUGGUGAUGUUCCACUGGAUGAACGAUGUGCAGCAGGACAUACAAUUAUGGCUCAUCCUAUAAAAAGAUUGUUGAAACUUCUCUAUCCUAGCUUGAUUCGACUUGAUGAAUAUCUUCAGCAGGCAUCCGUACAGGCUAAUGACUUCAAAAGUAUCGAGAAAAGGUUACCUUUGACUAGGGAGAGCUUAGACUCUAGAGGCCUUUAUAUAUAUGAUGAUGGUUUCAAGUUCAAUAUAUGGUUUGGUACAGUGAUUUCACCUGAUAUUGCAAAGAAUUUACUUGGGUCGGACUUUGCGGGAGAAUUAUCAAAGGCUACUCUCAAAGAGCAUAACAAUGAAAUGUCGAGGAGGCUGACUAGGGUACUUGAAAAAUUAAGAAAUAGCGAUCAAGCAUAUUACCAGUUGUGCCACCUAGUGAGGCAGGGUGAACAGCCCAAAGAAGGAUUCCUCCUUCUUGCAAACCUUGUUGAGGACCAAAUGGGUGGUAAUGGCGGGUAUGCUGAUUGGAUGCUACAGAUAUCCCGACAUGUGCAACACUGAUAAUACAUAGCUACGGACUGUCAUCUUUGUUAGGGGUAGUAACAACAGGCAUGCUGAUUUGAUGCUACAGACAUCCCGACAACACGUGCAAUACUCAUAAUAUACAGUGUGGUUUCAUGACUUGGCUAGUUGAUCGUUGCAACCCCUAAGAAGGAUGCUUCUAUGAGAAUUUUGGUUCAACCUUGAAUGUUAGAUGAACUCUACUGUGGUGAUUGAACAGCCGUUUGAUAGAGGAAAAUGAAGUAAAGAAACAAUUUAGUUCCAUGUAUUUUUUUAUCUUGCAAUACAAGUUUGUCUCAUUCUAUUGUUGGUGUUUGGCCGAUUCAGUCAUUUUUGUAGAAAAAGAAAGUAGACAGAAAAAGAUGACAAGGUGAAAUUAGUCUGCAUAGUACUGAAUUUUGUUUGGUUACUAUUAUUAUUACUUACCUUGAUAUUUCUUGUUUGAAA